Molecule: messenger RNA, 948 nt
Organism: Lactuca sativa (garden lettuce)
Lineage: Eukaryota; Viridiplantae; Streptophyta; Magnoliopsida; Asterales; Asteraceae
Product: transcription factor MYB113
Source: RefSeq, a predicted model, not a curated record
CUGAGUGUGCACGUAUGUGACAUAUUUAAGUGGACAUGUGGAUUGAUAAAAAUUUACUGCUGGAUUUACUAUAAAAGAGUCAUCGAUUAGACGUAUGCAAAGAGGAAAUUAGCACAUGAAUUAAGAUUCCAACUUCAACUCAGUGUAUAUGUGUGUAUAUACAACAACAAAAUGAAACCUGGUAGUAACUCGGGUUUAGGGUUAAGGAAAGGUGCAUGGACUGCAGACGAAGAUAUUCUUCUGAAGAACUAUAUUGAGAAAUACGGCGAAGGGAAAUGGCAUAUCGUUCCUCUGAAAGCAGGGUUAAACAGGUGCAGGAAGAGUUGUAGGCUUCGGUGGUUAAACUAUUUGAGGCCAAACAUAAAAAGAGGAAACUUUGGUGAAGAUGAAGUUGAUCUCAUACUCAGACUUCAUAAGCUAUUAGGAAACAGGUGGUCAUUAAUUGCGGGAAGAAUACCAGGGAGAACUGCUAAUGACGUGAAGAAUUACUGGAACACUCGUACUCGACUUCGUUCCAAACCACAAAAGAAAGUAGGCCACGAUGAAUCAUUACAAGACACAAGGAUCAAAAUUAUUAAACCUCAACCACGAAGCUUCUCCAAAACCCUAAACAACAACAACUUAAAUAUGUGUUCCGGGUUUAUCUCACCAUCCAAUCUACUUGAUCAUGAAACCGUUAAUGAGUGUUUAGAUGGUUUAUUUGAUGACCAUGAAAAGGUAAUUGACGGAAAAUUUGGUUGGUACUCGUUUGAUAGUUCUUCGGCAGACGAAAAGGCUUUAAAUGGUGUCGAACAUGAAGUUCAUAACAAUAGUUUAUUCGAUUUCCCGGUUGAUGAGCUUACUUGGGAGCUUAUAAAUUCAGAUGAAUAAUGAUUUUGAAGCAUCUCGAUGUAAUAAACGGAAUAAAUAAAGUAAGGAUGGUUGCUAGCCAUCAAACGUAACAUUGAA